AUGGUAUAUACAAGGGUUGGUGUUUGGAUACCUCAGUGUCCCCCAAAGAACUGGGAGGCUAGGUCGUGGUCUGGAGAUGGUAGACGGCCAUCAGGAGCACUCCAUGCAACUGGGUUCCUUGCGGCUCACUCGAUCGAGCUUGCGGCUCCUCUUCCUCCUCUUCUUCAUCUUCAAAGUGUGUGGCUUCCUUGGCCUUGGUGGAGCUGGCUAGCUCGAACUGUCCAUAGGGGUUCCAUCUACUGGGGAGUCCUGGUAAGGCUGGGAUCGUACUCAAAUCCGGAUCUCAAACUGGGGCUCCUCCAGGUCAACUCGACCGUCAGCUCGAUCGAGUUGAGUUUCCUCUGUUUGGACUCGAUCGAGUCCGGUGGUCGAGCUGGAGCGUCUGGCCUUGGAAGUCUUCCUCCUUCUCUGCGUGUUGUCUUCUCCUUCCCUUGGCUCGAAAGAAGAGGCUCUGUGAGGCUCUUGGGCAGGGAGCCUCCUUGGUGGUGA
Messenger RNA from Microthlaspi erraticum, 489 nucleotides. The record is from the annotation of a GenBank genome assembly. Lineage: Eukaryota; Viridiplantae; Streptophyta; Magnoliopsida; Brassicales; Brassicaceae.